This is a messenger RNA of Penicillium atrosanguineum, 2109 nucleotides long. RefSeq lists its product as uncharacterized. NCBI's taxonomy places the organism in Eukaryota, Fungi, Ascomycota, Eurotiomycetes, Eurotiales, Aspergillaceae. Gene Ontology annotation, molecular function: DNA-binding transcription factor activity, RNA polymerase II-specific; zinc ion binding; RNA polymerase II cis-regulatory region sequence-specific DNA binding. Gene Ontology annotation, cellular component: chromatin. The record is from RefSeq and is a predicted model, not a curated record. The coding region runs from base 1 to 2109 and encodes 702 amino acids. Gene Ontology annotation, biological process: DNA-templated transcription; regulation of transcription by RNA polymerase II. The transcript has 2 exons.
AUGGAAGAAUAUGAAGAAGACGAAGACGAUGAGGCGGAAGAGACCCAGUUUGUAGACGAGGAGCCCUUGUCACCACCCAUCUCAGGCACGGAUCAUAAUUCUCUGUCUCUCGAUGAAAAUGAUCCAUUCUUGGCUCCAAUGAUGCCUGGUGGACCUUUUGAACCCUAUGUUGAGCCCGUUCCAGGCCAGUUUGACGCCGCCGAUGGAUCGUUCAAUAUGGGUAUGGAUGGGAUAAGCGAUUUCUUCGGAAUGGAUACUGCAACUGACUUCAACCUCCCAUUUGCGGCAACCUGUAAUUACAAUUGGCUAUUCAACGUCAACUCUCUAGAUGACGCCUUUCACCAAUUCGAAUUUCCUCUCGGCUACGACGCUAGUUCCUUCCCAGACUCAAUCAACACUGAUCACCAUGCUAUCGAGAAAUGCGAUGGUCCAUCGAUGCUGUUGGAAGUGGCUUCGAUGAUGAACAAAGUCCCGACUCCACACACCUUAUCUCCAACGUCCCCCGGUCUGCUCGACAUGGACUGGAUGUCUGGAUCAUCAUAUUUAGGCCCUAACCCCCCACAAUGUCUACCGCGACUAUCUGAAGAUACCCAGAGAGGUAUUCUAGCUCUCGUGGCUCAAACACAGCCUACGGGGAUGGAUGGACAACCAAUGGCUCUCGAUUCACAUUUACUCAGUCUACCCGCACUGCAAGGCUACUGCGAUCUCUUCUUCACUCGUUUUAAUGUUACUUAUCCGCUCAUUCACCAAGCAACCUUCAACCCAAAUAUUGUCGACCCUGUUCAUCUGGCCGCUAUCUUAUUCAUGGGCGCUACCUAUAGCACCAGAGAAGCCCACCAGCUGGCCGUGGGAGUCCACGACAAGCUUCGGAAUCAACUACUAUGCCAUAAUGACUUUUCACCACAGCCCGACCUCUGGGUCUUGCAGACCAUGCUUCUGAUUGAUUGCUUCGGCAAGAUGAGGGCGGGUCCCAAGCAGCGAGAACGCGCUCAGCUAUUCCAUUGUGUUUUGAUCAAACUUAUUCGUCGGAGCAAUUGUUGCCAUAUUCAGGAUUCGUCUCAUCUGGCGAAUGCAGAUGAUCUUGAUCAGGCGUGGAGACAAGCCAUGGAUGCGGAGCAAAGGAAACGUUUGGCGAUGCACUGUUUCAUGUGGGAUACUCAGCACGCUGUAUUAUUCUCGCAGUCCCUGUGCAUGUCGGCGUUCGAGAUCAGAUCUUCCCUACCUUGCAGCUCAACUGCUUGGGAAGCUUCAUCUGCUCGCGAAUGGGCACACAGUGCUGUUCGUGAAUCAAAUCGCCUCUUCCUCACUGUCUUGAAGGGAUAUAUCACCCCAGGGGCGGUUUCUCGACCUCGGGACUUGAACGUAUUCGCCCGUACGGUUGUCCUGCACGGAUUGAUGUCCGUUUCGGCGGAUCUGAAGCGCCGCGAUCAAACAACACUGCGAUCAGAGACGCCUGAGAAAGUUGGGGCAUGGACCCCUCGAAUGAGCCGGUCCUACGAUCUAUGGAAAGUUGACUUUGACGCGGAUUUCCUAGCGAUGAAAUUGACGCAGACCUCGGACCCCCGUCGCUUCACGGGGUUGAAAAUGGCCGCGCAUGCUCUCUACCAUGCUGCUUGCUUGGCUUUGAACGUUGAGAUUUUGGAUUUGCAGGUUGUUGCAGGCGCAGUGCAGAUCCUCGGACGGGCUGUUACUCCUGCGGAUCAAUCACGUUCCCAGCGGACUAUUCUUCGCUGGCUCCACGAGGGAUGUGAAGCAUCUUCUGUUGCUGCAAGGCAUGCUUCAUACCUCCUUCAGGAUGCAGUGCUGAGCCUGCACGAUUGGGACCAAACAGAUGCUUUCCAUUUCCCGUGGUGCCUGUAUCUGGCUACAUUGACGUGCUGGGUGUUCCAUCGCGGGAUGGAACACGCGCCCGCAGAGAGCCGAGUUACCACGGAUCUAUCUUCUUUGAUUGUGAUGAUGACCAAUUGUCCUAGUGCAGUUGAGUUGGCGGCGCUUUCAGGAAAGUAUGAUCCGAAACCGCUGGCAGCGGCAAUGGCUCAACAAUUAGCGACCGUCCGAUGGGCUGUUGUACACGAUGCGAUGAAGGUUUUGAUUGGCUUGUCUCAAUAG